Camellia sinensis is the source of this 906-nucleotide messenger RNA. NCBI's taxonomy places the organism in Eukaryota, Viridiplantae, Streptophyta, Magnoliopsida, Ericales, Theaceae. The record is from RefSeq and is a predicted model, not a curated record.
AUGGUUGACGAUGCUCAUCGCAAUGACAUGGUUGGUGAUGUUGAACGUGCUAUUCUGGAACAGAAAUUUGAUUCGGUCAAAGAUGGAGAAGAUUUCUACAAUGCGUAUGCUAAAGCCAAGGGAUUUAGUAUACGAAAAUCCAGAUUUAACACAAAUAAAGAGGGAAAGGUCAUUAGUAGGCUGUGGUUGUGUUCAAGGGAAGGUCAGAGAUUACCAAAAUACUUGGACCGUGUUGCUGAGAAGAGUAGAGCUCCCAAGGCACUAACAAGAGUAGAUUGCAAAGCCCAAUUUCGCAUACGGUACGAUGCAGAUGCUGGUGAAGGGGGAAAGUAUGUUGUGACUCACUUCGUCGCAGACCACAACCAUGAAUUGGCGGAACAACACUGUGUGAUGUAUCUGAGGUCACAUCACAGUUUAAACAGCGGUGACAAAGCUCAAGCAAUGGCUAUGCGCAAUGUCGGUGUGAAGACUAGCCAAAUCAUGGACUAUAUGGUAAAUCAGUCCGGGUCUUAUGAGAAUGUUGGUUUCAUCCGUACGGAUCUGCACAACCAUAUUCAAGCCGAACGUAGAGCAGAAGUUGAGGAUGGUGAUGCGCAGGGUGCGUUGGUUUACCUAUGCGCAAAACUUGAUGUUGAUGCACCUAAUGAGACAAUUGAGACACACACAUGGGUUUUGGAAACAUUUAUGGAGGCGAUGGGAAAUAAAGCACCUGUGUCCGUACUGACAGAUGGGGAUAAGGCGAUGCGAGAGGCAAUCAGAAGAGUAUUUCCAGAUGCAAGACAUCGAUUAUGUAAUUGGCAUCUUGGGAAAAAUGCUGUUUCAAAUGUUCACAUAAGUGGCUUUGCACAUGCUUUCAAGCAGUGCAUGGACAUGGAAACGGAUGAGACAAAGUUUGAGCAUGGCUAG